UGGCUGUUUAUUAAGUUGAAAUACUUCUAGUUUGUUUUUGUUUAAUUUGAGUAAUUUUCAAAAUGUUUUUAGUAUUUUUUUCACAAAGACUGAAAAGAGACAUACCUUUGAAUUUGGAAAGAAACUCCGAAAUCUGCAUUUUGUAUGAAUAUGCAACAUAAUCUACAUGUUUAAUGUAGAUGUAGUUUCAAUAGUAUAAAGUAAAUCACUAAUUUCAUUUACUGCAUGAUACUUCUUUGUGUAAUAGUAGCUAUUAAACCAUCUCGAAACAAUUAUUGCCCAAACUAAAUAAAUGAAAUUGCCAUGUACGAAAGAUGUAAAAGAAUAUUAUAUAUGAUAGAAUAUAUUCUUGUAAAAACAGGUGAAUAUAUGUACAUGUGCACAUAUAUACAUUUGAUAUGUCGAUCUUGCCACUGUUGGACAGCUGAAUAGGAAUGUUAUUUCAGGGCUGGAUAUUUAAAUCAAAGAGCCUGGUUCUGAAAAGUUUCCAAGUCAGAAGCGUUCCAGUGCAUCUGCAUCCUGUCACCAUGGAAACCACAACCACAGCCAUCACCACUGCACUAUCCUCAGCGGUUAUUUCCACACAGCCAACAUCUUGGGAACAGUGGGAACUUACAUGUAAUAACACGGAUGUUUCCUUGAUGCCUCUGAACAACGGGUCUAACGUGACACUGGCUGAGCCACCGAUGGGCUUAGGCGCAGUCGUCAUCUUCAGCUUUCUCAUGGUGUUGAUGAUAAUGAUUGCUGUGCUAGGAAAUUGCAUUGUGUGCUUGAUUGUGUACCAGAAGCCAGCCAUGCGAUCUGCCAUUAAUCUGCUCCUAGCAAACCUUGCCUUUGCGGACAUCAUGGUUGCGGUGACCUGCAUGCCCUUCGCGCUCAUUGCUCUCGUACUGGGUGAGUGGAUCCUAGGAGACAUCAUGUGCAAGAUAACCGCAUUUCUCUAUUUUCUAUUCAUCACAGAGGCUACAUUUAUUCUUGCCACGAUAUCGGUGGAUCGUUACUUCAUCAUUGUUCACCGCAAGGACAAGUUGAAUCCACACAGGGCCAAGCUUCUGAUACUGUUAUCUUGGUUCUGUAGCUUUGUGGUGGCGUUUCCUCCUAUCAUUGGCUGGGGCAAGUAUGCAUUCCCCAGGGGGCCUGGGCCUCCACAGUGCUGGGUAGAAAUGGAUCUGUCAUCCGACAAAGUAUACUACAUCAUGCUCAUGUUAGCUGUGUUCUUCAUUCCAUUCACAGCGAUGCUUUUCUCGUACUUCUUCAUCCUCAACACAGUGAGACGCAACUCGCUGCGGAUACAGAACCAUCCAGAGUCUCUCAGCAUUAGUCAAGCCACCAAGCUUGGGUUGGCCGGCUUACACAGACCUUCCCGCGUUAACGUUGACAUGAGCUUCAAGACUCGAGCAUUUACGACCAUUCUACUUCUUUUUAUCGUGUUCGUCGUCUGCUGGGCUCCUUACGCCAUCAGCGGACUCGUCUACCAUUUUUCGUCAUGGACAGGAGGUAAUGUGAUGCACACUAUUGUGUUGUGGCUCACGUACCUCAACUCCGCGUUCAAUCCUAUUAUUUACUGCUGGCGUAUAAAAAAGUUUCGGGAAGCAUGCCGCGAGCUGGCCCCAAAGACAUUUAAGCUCUUGCCCCACUUGCCCGGAAGGACAAGGCGCAGGAUUCGACCAAGUGCAAUGUAUGAGUGUAAUCAGCAAUCAUCAGUAUGACAUGCCAACUCGUUAGAUAGCUUUACAA
Molecule: messenger RNA, 1737 nt
Organism: Lytechinus variegatus (green sea urchin)
Lineage: Eukaryota; Metazoa; Echinodermata; Echinoidea; Temnopleuroida; Toxopneustidae
Product: high-affinity lysophosphatidic acid receptor-like
Exons: 1
Coding region: 435-1709 (424 amino acids)
Biological process (GO): G protein-coupled receptor signaling pathway
Cellular component (GO): membrane
Molecular function (GO): G protein-coupled receptor activity
Source: RefSeq, a predicted model, not a curated record